AUGGCUUCAGCACAAGGCUUUUCCCUCUUUCCUACGACCGUGCCCAAGAUCGCCAUUCCGAACCCGCACAAGAAGAACCCAAGCUUGCAUAGAAUCAGCAUUGUCGCUUCGCCAGAGAGUGUUGUCUCGAAUGCCGAAUCGGUCGUGAUCAAGAUGGAGCAAGAACAGCCUCCCCUGCCUCGACUUCCGGCGCACCUGGAUGAGCGAAGAGACUCGUCUCCCUCGCCAGAAGACAUUGGACGAGCAAUCACCACCAGUUCUCCCAUUGACGGCAAGACUCCCACACAGCCGUUCGCCCCUUCGACGGAUCUGGCAAAAUAUACACCUUCCUUGUAUCAGUCUCCCCAAAUAGACCACUCAUCGCCGCAGGCCUCCUUUUCUCUAGGCACUGGAUCAUCAACGACACUAGUCCAGGUCCAAACGCAGACCCAAACCCAGACUAAGACACAGAUAGCCGUCUCCAUCAAGUCUCCAAUCGAUCCAUCGCCAAUCGUGCCUAUCAGGUCCAUGUUCCCUACCUACAACCCGUCUGUGCCAUUGACGAAACAACCCUACAUUCCCCAACGCCCAAUUCCGGCUCACCUGUCUGGCAUCACUCCCUUUGGUGCUUUCUCUCGGGAUGAUUAUCGGACCAGUCUGUCUCUCCCAUUCGCAGCUUCGGUCCAGAGAUCAGCACCACCGAGCAUCAUCAAUUUUCCUUCCGACGUCAUGAGUGUAAACUACGGACCUCGUAUUUCAACACAGCGUGAUCUCGAGAAGUUAUGGGAAGCAUCACAUGGGACGGAACCGGAUGCGGCCAUCAAAUCCUUCACGCUUGAACUGGCAAGAACAGAAGAAGCAACGUUUGUUUUUGGUUCUCACCCCUCUUUACCGUUCUAUACCCUUCAAACAUACGACACGAAUGAGAUCGCGGUAACCAAAACCUGCUCACGAAAAGCCACCUCUACGCGGGAUGUUGUCUUGUGUCCCUUGGAGCCACCUUCCCGGCGUCAAUCUCCCAACGAUGGUCUCGUUGCCUUCAUCUUCCCCAAACUCGCAGCUAUGCUUGCCAUCAAUCAAUCUGCAGCUCUGGCUCGCGAGCAUAACCUCGCCCCAACAGAUCGUGACGACAUAGAAGCUCAGGCUGUUCGUAGAGCUGCGAAACAAGAAGCUUGCUCUUUGCGUUUCAAUGCUCAUGGCGGCUUCUACGAACUCGAACAUCCUGCCAUCGGUCGCGGGUCAAUGGGCGGAGAAUUUGCGACGAAUACCCCAACCCCUGUUUCUCCGACCACCGUCCGCAGCAUGACCGGCAAACCUGUUCUGCACAUUUCAGUGUCGCUCGAAAGUUCGCUUCCAACAAUAUAUGUUGUGGACCCGAACGCUGCCCAACGUACCGGAGCGGGAACUCCGCUAGCCUCUGCCAAUUCUGGAAUCAGAAGACUUUCCACGAUGCCUCAGGUUGACUCUAAUGCAGCAGUGACAGCGAGCUCAGACAAUCCUGCUCUGGCAACGCUUGAUCUUACGGCACAGACAUUAUUCAUCGACGCAAACGGCAUUCUAGAGCUUAUGCCGUCGCUAUUUAGCAUAGACAGUGUUAUCAGUGCUCUCCUUGCAGUUGCAGUGGGCGACUCCACGGUGAACCCGGCCAUGGCCGGCAUGGAAAUAUGGAAGCCCCGCCCAGCUCCUUCAACACGACUGGGGCCGAGCCACAGGAGCCACAGCAUGCGUACUACCCGAGCUGGUAGUGUCAAGAGUUAUGCAGGAAGCACAUUCUAUGCCACCAUUGCCGAGCGCGAGGAGGCAGAGGAAGAAGCAAAACUGAUGCGCCGGGAGCAUGAGAGUGAUGUUCGUGCUGGUGGUCGACCGGCGACAAAAGGGCGAUCAUGGUUUGGGCGAAUGCCAGGAAGUGUUUCACAUGAUGAUGAAGCCGACGCUGGCGAAAAGAGGACUUCAGGAAAGAGUAAGAAAGGAAAAAAGAACAACAAGAAAAGGGUUACAAUGGCGGAAUUCGAUCUCGAGAAACUAGGUCACUACCAAUCUGGAGAUCGCAAGGGCGAAGAACUUCCUGUACUUACACGUUCGACUCUGAGUUUUCUCAUAACGGGGCUCAAGUUGCUGGUAUGGGUUUUGACGACAAUUGUUCAAUUGCUUGCGUGGAUCUUGGUCAAUGUAUCGAGAGCUGUUACGAGUGAGAAAUUUUAG
Exophiala oligosperma is the source of this 2181-nucleotide messenger RNA. RefSeq lists its product as uncharacterized. The coding region runs from base 1 to 2181 and encodes 726 amino acids. Lineage: Eukaryota; Fungi; Ascomycota; Eurotiomycetes; Chaetothyriales; Herpotrichiellaceae. The record is from RefSeq and is a predicted model, not a curated record. The transcript is spliced from 2 exons.